AUGAUGAAGUCAAGCGAUGAUUUACAUAUAAAAUAAAAUACAUUUUUAGAUAUUAGAAAGUAAUUGUAUGAAAGAGAUCAAUAAUAAAUGCUUUAAUAUUAACAAAGUUUUAGAAAAUCAUUUGAGGAUGAAAUGAAUCUUAUUUAAUAGAGACACUAGGUUUUAUUAUAAUAAAUAUAUUAGAACAACAACAACAAUAACAUUACAGAAAACAAUAAAAAUAGUAAAUUAUUAUUGAAACCAAAAACAAGUCAAGCAUCUCACAGAAGAGUUUAAAUAAGUCAUUUAAGCGAUCCUUCAGCUAUAAAUAUUCAUGCUAUUUAAUACUUAAACAAUAGUUCUCUAAGAAAUAUAAAAUCUUCUCAAGAUAAAAGGUUUUCUGGAACUGAAAAAUUCUUCCAAUAAUAUAUUACACCCACUUCUGCUUAACUUGCUAAGAGGUAAAAGCAAAAAUCUGAACAACAAUUUAAAAUUUUAACUCCUUAAUAUCAAACAUUUGUUCCUGGAAUUACAUAAAAAAUACAAAGCACCUAAAUAAAGCCUCUUUCUGUGAGUUCUUAGAGUAAAUUAUUUAGUCCUGUAAGAGACUAAACUAGGCCUAUGUCCAUGUAGGAAAGCAAAAGAAGAAUAAUUAAUAACUUAAAUUUUAUUGAAAACAAUUUAAAAGAUGAAAAGUAUGCAGAAUUUAAAGAAGUAGAAACUGAAAAUUUAAAUAAACAUAUUAUGUUUAAUAUUUAAUCUACUGAUCUACCCUUCAACUAAAGAAACAUUCACACAGAUAAAAUAUAUUUUAAUCAUCAUAUGUCAUAGCACUCUUAAAUACCAGAAUAUAAAAAAAACUUAAAUGGUAACUAAUAGUAAGAAUAAGAGAAUAUUCAUUUGAUGAAAUAGACAGAAGAGAAUAUCAAAAAAAUUGCAUAAAAAGUUUCAAAUAAUAUAGGAGAUUAAUUUUUUUUAUAUUCUUAAGCAAAAUAAAAACAAAGAUAAGAAAUAGAUAAUAAGCAAUAAAAAGAAUCAUAAUAUGAAAAAACUUUAAAAAAUAUGAGAAAAUCUAAAUAAACAAAAAGUUUAGAUAUACCUUUAAGAGACCUGCUCAUUUCAGACCCUUAUAAAAAAGAGGAGAAUGAUAAGCAAAAUUUUUGUCUUAAUUUGCAGUAAUCAACACGAAAUACCUGGCAGAGAUCAAAAAAAUAAGUUGAAGAAAUGAUGAAAUUUAAUAAUUAAUUAAUUUAGGAGUUUAAAUAAAAAAAGCUCGCUAAAAUUGCUACUUCUAUUUAAAAUUCAAACAACUCUUCUUCUAUAUUUUAAACAUAAAUUGUUGAAUAAACAUACAAACCUUAAAGAUAAGUUUUGAUUGUAGAAAUUUAUAAUCUUCAAUAAAUCAAGAGACACUUGAACUUAAAAUAUUGCUAUUUGUACUUGCCAUCUAUAAACUUUAAUACUCUACAAACUCAGGAAUAAAGGGAUUUCUAAGAAUUCAAAAGAAUAAUUAUGAAAAAACUAAAAAUUACUGCAGAAAAUAUAUAUUUAUACUAAAAAAAUGGUACUCCUAUAUAUAGUCACAGAGAGCUAAAAAGGAAUGAUAUCACUAUAUUUGCAGGAAAUUGUUCUACUUUUGCUGGAUUAGACAAAAUUUAUAGUACGGAAGAGAAUCUAUAGAACCUGAAAAAGGCUAUAGAGAGGUUAGAAAAUAAAAUUAUUGCUAAUUAAGAAAUAGAUGAUCAAUUGAAUAAACAGAGUAGCUUAAAAAUGGAUUUUGAUUAAAUAUAAGAAGUACCAUCAAGUAAUAAUAAUAGUGCUUCUUCUACACCUUUAAGCAAAUAAACUUUAGCUCGAAAAAAUACGAUGGGUAGCUUCACAAGUAAAAAUCAAACUCCUAAAUCGAAUUUAAAUAAAUCACAAGAUAAUAAAACUGCUAAAAGGAGUUAAUUUGCUGAUUUUAUAAAGGAUGAUGAAGAUGAUUAGAAGAAAAAAAUGUUUUUCUUUGAAGACGAUGAAGAGAAUGAAGAAAAUUAACCACAAAAAGAAAUUGUUGAUGUGAAUGCAUAUAUUAAGAAAGUAAUGAAGUACUUAGAUUUAUUCUUUUCUAAAUUUGACUACAAUUGGAGAGUUGAUAAAGAAAAAGAAGAAAUAGAUCUAUAUUUAAAAUACAAAUUGAGUUAGCCUAAAAGAAUAAAAAAAAAUAAAGUUAUAGAUUUUAAGCUAAAGGGGUUUGAAGAAAGAAAAUCAAAUUUAGAAAAAUUAAAAAAACUUAACAGAGAUUUGUUUGCUUCAAAUAUAGGAAAGAUUCUACAAGAACAUGAAUUAAGUGAAAGUGACUUAAAUAGUGUUUACAUUUUAUAUAGAUCAAUACUUAACAUUUAAUCCUAGAUUAUUUCUACAGAAAAUGUAAUUAAAGAAGAUGAUAUUAUGCUUUAAUUAGAUAAAUUUGAUCAUCUAACUUUAGAAAAUAAAGCAUUAGUUGAGUCUCUUUGCAAUUAUCAAGAUAUAAUUAAGUGGGAAAAUUUUGUUAAAAUGUUGAAAAAUAUUUCAAAUUUAGAUGACCAGUAAAAAAUAGAUAUGUUUGUUUAGGUAUUUGAUAGUGAUAAUUCUGGUACAUUGUCUAUUGAUGAAAUAUCUCAUUUCUCAAAAUUAACAAUGGAGUUGUUGAUAAAUGAAGAAAAGUAUCCUGGCUUUACAUAGCUCCUUCAAGAUUAUUUCACAAAACUUCUAUUUACAAGCUUGAGAGAAGAAGGGAAGUCUGAAAUACCAAUGGAAAAGAUUAAAAAAGCAAUCAUAGAAAAAAAUGAAAAUUGUGAUAUUUUAUGCUUUUUUUGUGGGACAGAGGCUAAAUAAUUUUGA
This is a messenger RNA of Tetrahymena thermophila SB210, 2841 nucleotides long. RefSeq names its product EF hand protein. Gene Ontology annotation, molecular function: calcium ion binding. The record is from RefSeq and is a predicted model, not a curated record. Lineage: Eukaryota; Ciliophora; Oligohymenophorea; Hymenostomatida; Tetrahymenidae. The transcript has 8 exons.